Molecule: messenger RNA, 3483 nt
Organism: Myotis lucifugus (little brown bat)
Lineage: Eukaryota; Metazoa; Chordata; Mammalia; Chiroptera; Vespertilionidae
Gene: NLGN3
Product: neuroligin 3
Exons: 6
Coding region: 152-2638 (828 amino acids)
Biological process (GO): postsynaptic membrane assembly; neuron cell-cell adhesion; chemical synaptic transmission
Cellular component (GO): cell surface; postsynaptic specialization membrane; synapse
Molecular function (GO): signaling receptor activity; neurexin family protein binding
Source: RefSeq, a predicted model, not a curated record
AUGACCUGCUCUCUACGUGGCCAGCACCUGUAGGUGUCCCUCAAGAGCUCAGUUUUGAGGUUCCAGUCAGUGUGGCCAUGAAGGGGCUGCCUAUUGGGCUGAUGCUGUGACCCUGGAAUCUGCCUUUCCUGCCAGUCCCCCUGCCCGGAACAUGUGGCUGUGGCUUGGCCUGCCCUGGCUGCCCCUGAGCCCCAAGCCCACAGUUGGCCGGAGCCUGUGCCUCACCCUGUGGUUCCUCGGCUUGGUGCUGAGGGCCAGUACACAGGCCCCAGCGCCCACAGUCAAUACUCACUUUGGAAAGCUAAGGGGUGCCCGGGUACCAUUGCCCAGUGAGAUCCUGGGGCCUGUGGACCAAUACCUGGGGGUGCCCUACGCAGCUCCUCCGAUCGGCGAGAAACGCUUCCUGCCCCCUGAACCACCCCCAUCCUGGUCGGGCAUCCGGAACGCCACACACUUUCCCCCAGUGUGCCCCCAGAACAUCCACACAGCUGUGCCCGAAGUCAUGCUGCCUGUCUGGUUCACUGCCAACUUGGAUAUCGUCGCCACUUACAUCCAAGAGCCCAAUGAAGACUGCCUCUACCUGAAUGUCUAUGUGCCCACGGAGGAUGGAUCCGGCGCUAAGAAACAGGGCGAGGACUUAGCGGAUAAUGACGGGGAUGAAGAUGAAGACAUCCGGGACAGUGGUGCUAAGCCCGUCAUGGUCUACAUCCAUGGAGGCUCUUACAUGGAAGGGACAGGCAACAUGAUUGAUGGCAGCGUCCUCGCCAGUUAUGGCAACGUCAUCGUCAUCACCCUCAACUAUCGGGUUGGGGUGCUAGGUUUCCUGAGCACUGGAGAUCAGGCUGCCAAGGGCAACUAUGGGCUCCUUGACCAAAUUCAGGCACUCCGCUGGGUGAGUGAGAAUAUUGCCUUCUUCGGUGGCGAUCCCCGUCGUAUCACAGUCUUUGGCUCAGGCAUCGGUGCGUCCUGUGUCAGCCUCCUCACGUUGUCACAUCACUCUGAGGGGCUUUUUCAGAGGGCCAUCAUCCAAAGUGGUUCUGCUCUAUCCAGCUGGGCUGUGAACUACCAACCAGUGAAGUAUACCAGCCUGCUGGCAGACAAGGUGGGCUGUAAUGUGCUAGACACAGUGGAUAUGGUGGACUGUCUUCGGCAAAAGAGUGCCAAGGAGCUAGUAGAACAGGACAUCCAGCCAGCCCGCUACCAUGUGGCCUUUGGCCCUGUGAUUGAUGGUGAUGUCAUCCCUGAUGACCCUGAGAUUCUCAUGGAACAGGGUGAGUUCCUCAAUUAUGACAUCAUGUUAGGUGUCAACCAGGGUGAGGGGCUCAAGUUUGUGGAAGGGGUGGUGGACCCUGAGGAUGGUGUCUCUGGCACUGACUUUGACUACUCCGUCUCCAACUUUGUGGACAAUCUAUAUGGAUAUCCUGAGGGUAAGGAUACCCUGCGGGAGACCAUCAAGUUUAUGUACACAGACUGGGCAGACCGUGACAACCCUGAGACCCGCCGUAAAACACUGGUGGCACUCUUCACUGACCACCAGUGGGUGGAACCCUCAGUGGUGACAGCUGAUCUGCAUGCCCGCUAUGGCUCACCUACCUACUUCUACGCCUUCUACCAUCACUGCCAGAGCCUCAUGAAGCCUGCUUGGUCAGAUGCAGCUCAUGGGGACGAAGUACCCUAUGUUUUCGGUGUCCCUAUGGUGGGCCCCACUGACCUCUUCCCCUGCAAUUUCUCCAAGAAUGACGUUAUGCUCAGUGCUGUUGUCAUGACCUACUGGACCAACUUUGCCAAGACCGGGGAUCCCAACAAGCCGGUCCCCCAGGACACCAAGUUUAUUCACACCAAGGCCAACCGCUUUGAGGAAGUGGCCUGGUCCAAAUACAACCCCCGAGACCAGCUUUACCUUCACAUCGGGCUGAAACCGAGGGUUCGAGAUCAUUACCGGGCCACUAAGGUGGCGUUUUGGAAACACCUGGUGCCCCACCUAUACAACCUGCAUGACAUGUUCCACUAUACGUCCACAACCACCAAAGUGCCACCCCUGGAUACCACCCACAGCUCCCACAUCACCCGAAGGCCCAACGGUAAGACCUGGAGCACCAAGCGGCCAGCCAUCUCCCCUGCCUAUAGCAAUGAAAAUGCCCAAGGGUCCUGGAAUGGGGAUCAGAAUGCAGGGCCACUCUUGGUGGAGAACCCUCGUGACUACUCCACUGAAUUAAGUGUCACCAUCGCCGUGGGGGCCUCCCUUCUGUUCCUUAAUGUUCUGGCCUUCGCUGCCCUCUACUACCGUAAGGACAAACGACGUCAGGAGCCCCUGCGGCAGCCUAGCCCUCAGAGGGGAGCCGGGGCCCCCGAAUUGGGAGCUGCUCCUGAGGAGGAGCUGGCAGCAUUACAGCUGGGCCCCACCCACCAUGAGUGUGAGGCCGGUCCCCCUCACGACACACUGCGCCUCACUGCGCUGCCCGACUACACUCUGACCCUGCGGCGCUCCCCUGAUGACAUCCCACUCAUGACCCCCAACACCAUCACUAUGAUUCCCAAUUCCCUGGUAGGGCUGCAGACAUUGCACCCCUAUAACACCUUUGCCGCAGGGUUCAACAGUACUGGGCUGCCCCACUCACACUCCACUACCCGGGUAUAGCUCCAGCCCAGAGCACAGCCUAUCUCCUGGCUCCCUUCCUCCCAGAUCCACGAACACACAUGCACACACAGACACACAGAGAAACACAUACAGAUAUAUAUGUAUACGCACGCACCCACGCCCAACAGCAGACCCACCUGCACAAACAUAGAUAGACGUGGACAUGCACCCGCAUGUACAAAAACACAAAUAAGGAAGUAAACCUAAACAAACCCUCCAAAUGGGGAUGCAAAUGAGUCCUUGGGAAACUGAGGACCCAUGGGACAGCAGCCGAAGCCAGCUCCUUGAGCCUGACCACAGACUCUCCUGGGGGCCUGAAAGCACCAGCUGGACACCCCCUUGGUGCUUGCCCUCCGCCUCUCUUGGAACCGCACCACCAACCAACUCCAGACUUGGGAGCUGUAAAGAGCAGAGUAGCUCUUUCUCCCCUAGACUUGAUCUUUUUUUUCUGGUCUUGUUUUUGUUGAUUUUAAAAAAAAAUGGAACAAAUCCUUCUCCAACCUGUGAGUGCGAAGAAGCUCCAGAAGGGAGGGCCCCAGCCCAGGUCUUUCUGGCUCCAGUGUUCACAGAAUCCGACCAAGGAACAGGACCCCCAAGAAAGAAACAGAUUUGAGUAAGACCACAGGUUGGAAGGAGGAAGGGGCUAUGGCCGGAUGGGGCUGGAGGCCAUAGGGGAGAACUCUCCAGCCAUCUCUGUGUCCCUGUGAAGGGCUGCAGACUGCAGAGUAGAUUUGGUGAAUGAGGUUCUGUGGAGUUCACGCCUCUGUCCUCGGGGUAAUGCCAUCAGAAAUUCACCCCAUUUUAUUUACAGUCUCUUGUGUCUGUCAUUUCUCUUUCAAAAAGGC